This is a messenger RNA of Epinephelus moara (kelp grouper), 4222 nucleotides long. RefSeq names its product aromatase (gene cyp19a1b). The transcript is spliced from 10 exons. NCBI's taxonomy places the organism in Eukaryota, Metazoa, Chordata, Actinopteri, Perciformes, Serranidae. Gene Ontology annotation, molecular function: iron ion binding; monooxygenase activity; heme binding. The record is from RefSeq and is a predicted model, not a curated record. The coding region runs from base 184 to 1794 and encodes 536 amino acids.
GAAUAACUGGUCAUGAUUUCCAUAAAGACACAUUGCUGUUGAAUAUUUAUUAAUGUGUUUUUUUGGUGCUUUGAGCACCACAAGCCGAAUGCCAUCGGGUUCCAUUAUACAGGAGAGAAGACAGACAUCUUUGCGGCCGAUAUCUCCAACACUCGGCAACUCACACCAAAACAAUUUGAAUUAAUGAAUAGCACUACAGGAGACAGAAGCUUUAAGAGCACUCAGACAGAGGACACAGUAAACGUGCUCAGGUGUGUGAGCCUGGCUGGUUUCAUGAGGAGGAUGCAGCUGCCGGAGACACUCAGCAUCGGACCUGUGGUGGUCGACACAGCGUCUGAAGCCACUGCCCUUCUGCUUUUACCGCUGCUGCUGCUGCUUCUCGCUGCGUGGAGCCGAACAAACCGGUCACAGAUACCCGGUCCUUCCUUCUUAGCAGGACUCGGUCCUGUCCUCUCCUACAGCAGAUUCAUCUGGACUGGGAUAGGAACGGCGUGCAACUACUAUAACAACAAAUAUGGCAGCAUUGUGCGGGUCUGGAUUAAUGGCGAGGAGACACUCAUUAUAUGCAGGACUUCAGCAGUUUAUCAUGUUUUGAAGAGCGCCAACUACACAGCCAGAUUUGGGAGCAAAAUAGGGCUGGCGUGUAUUGGGAUGGAAGGGAAUGGUAUCAUUUUCAACAGUGAUGUCGAGCUCUGGAAAAAACUGAGGACAUAUUUUUCCAAAGCUCUGACAGGCCCCAGCCUCCAGAAGUCGGUGGGAAUCUGUGUGAGUUCAACAGCCGAACACUUGGACAGCCUGCAGGAGAUGACCGACCCUUCCAAGCAUGUGGAUGCUCUCUCUCUGCUGAGAGCCAUCGUGGUGGACGUCUCAAACAAGCUUUUCCUCAGGGUGCCGCUCAACGCAAAGGACUUGCUGCUUAAAAUCAACAACUACUUUGACACCUGGCAAACAGUUCUAAUAAUGCCUGAUAUAUUCUUCAAGAUUGGAUGGCUGUACAACAAGCACAAGAGAGCAGCCCAGGAGCUGCAGGACACGAUGGAGGCCCUUCUGGAAUGUAAACGAAAGAUGAUAAAUCAUUGUGAGAAGCUGGACGAAGCUUUUGACUUUGCGACGGAGCUUAUCUUUGCUCAGAAUGUCGGAGAGCUUUCGGCAGAUAACGUCAGGCAGUGUGUGCUGGAGAUGGUGAUUGCUGGACCUGAUACUCUUUCCAUCAGCCUCUUCUUCAUGCUGAUGCUGCUGAAACAAAACCCAGAUGUGGAGCUGAGGAUAGUGGAGGAGAUGAACACUGUCUUGAGUGAUGACAGUGAAAACAUUGAUUAUCAAAGAUUGGAAGUGCUGGAGAGUUUCAUCAAUGAGUCUUUGAGGUUUCAUCCUGUGGUUGAUUUCACAAUGAGAAAAGCUCUGGAAGACGACACCAUCGAAGGCGUUAAAAUCACAAAAGGAACCAACAUCAUUCUCAACGUUGGUCUCAUGCACAAGACUGAAUUCUUCCCCAAACCCAAAGAGUUCAGCCUGAUGAACUUCGACAAAACGGUGCCCAAUCGUUUCUUCCAGCCCUUCGGCUGUGGGCCCCGCUCCUGCGUGGGCAAACACAUCGCCGUGGUGAUGAUGAAGGCCAUCCUGGUCACUCUGUUGUCGCGUUACACCGUGUGUCCUCGCCAGGGCUGCACCCUUGACAGCAUCAGGCAGACAAACAACCUGUCGCAGCAGCCUGUGGAGGAUGAGCACAGCCUGGCCAUGCGCUUCAUCCCUCGGACAACACAACCUCAACACAGUCAGCAGAAUCAUCACUGAGACACAGGGGGUUACAUCUGGGUGGAAACUACUUUUGCAACUGAUACAAAAAUAUUCUCUGGCCAAGUCUGUACAAAUCAGGGCUGCACGAUAUGAGAGAAACACGUGAUAUCAAAAUAAUGUUUUUAAAUAUUGCAAUAAUGAUGCUACUUGCAAUAAAUACAUGAAGUACUCAGCUCUGCCUCUCUGCUCCUUUUAGUAUAGUAGAAUGUUGUCUGCUUUGACAUUACUGACCUUUAGUGAAUACGAUUGAAGGUUUUAGACGAUACAGAGCAGAGCAAGGCUGAUUUUCUGGACUGUGGGAUCCAGUAUGGAAAACCGGUGUGGAUAUGGAUAUACAGGGCUCCUACAGCUUGAGGCAAAUUAGAUUUAAGACUGUUUAAUGCCACUUGAUGAUGAUUAAAACCAAUUUCACAGUAACCAAAAUUGAAGGAGGAAGAAAACAAGAACCAAUGUCAAUUUCCUAGAGGUAGGGACGUGAUAAAGAAAAAUGCUCAUUUGGGUAGCUGUGUUUAAUCUAUUAUUCUUGUGAUCAAAACUGAUCUGAAGCUCAAUCCUGAGAUUGUUCUGUAAGUCCAAUAAAUAAUAAAUAUAGCAACUUCUAAUCAAUUUCAGGCUUAAAAUAACAACUUCUGGUUCCGUCCCACCCAUUUACAGUGUAAGCCACACCCACUUCUAGUUCAAACUCCACCCAUUCUGAGUUGACUUAUGGAUACAGAUAAUUAAAUUGGUUGAAUAGAUACAGAUAAUGGUGUGCUCGCUCAUCCCUAAUAGAAACAGAUAACACCCGCGGGCAAUUUAGAGUCACUAAUUAAGCUAACGUGCAUGUCUUUGGACUGUGGGAGGAAGCCAGAGAGCUCGGAGAUAACAUCCAGCUCCACACAGGAGGGCCCUAGCUGGAUGGAGGGUUUGAACCCCAGUACAUUCUUGCUGUGAGGCAGCAGUGCUUACCACUGAACCACCUUGGCACCCAUUGGGCGGGACAGUUUAGGGACAAUUUAGCCCACACGUUUAGUUGAACAUAAAACAUAACUUAUUUUGUCUCGUGGUGAAGACAAGGGUUGAACAGAAGUGGUGUUUGUUGGCAAGUUUUUUCAUCCUGCGUCUCACUCUGUAGGUGGGAUUCCACUGUCUUGAUCGCCAUCAAGUGUUUGAAAAGCUUUUUACACAAAAUUUUCAGAGCCUUAUGAAUUGGCUUGUAACAGUUUCAAUCGUGCUGCGAAAUCUUGGUGAAACAGCCAAUUUUUGUAGAAUUUGCACUUCCCAAUGUGCAGUGACAGCUCUCUUGCAGACAGUGCAGCCUCUGAGCAUCCUGGACAGAAACACAGUCGGUUCCCCCUGUGCUGAUCUGUGUGACGUUAACGUGUGAGGCAUUUAGUAAAUUAUUUUUUUGUAAAGCAGAUGUUACUAGCAAGGUUGAGAUUAAACAAUGCAAUGACAAAAAAACAAAACAUGCACAUUAAUUUUCCAUGUCUCAGCAUUAAGACUUAAAAAGAUUCAUUCAAUACAUUUUAAUACUAAUUGAGGCCUUAUAUAAACUCAAUGCCUUUUAACUAUAGAUAUUAUAUAAUUAUAUAUUAAACUAUCACAGAUAUAACUACUAUGAUAAAAAAAAUGUGGGGGGGGGGGUUCUUUUAAAAUUCAAAACAUAUAAAAAAGGACUCUAAUUUGCAAAGACUCUUAACACUUUAUUAAUUCAUUUGUAAUUUGUUUUGUUUUUUUGGAAACUUGUUCAUCUCUAAUGAUUUUGUAUCACUUCUUAGUCUGGAGCUCUUCUUCAAUUAUGCAAUCUUUGCUUUUAUCUUUUUCUUUUUAUGUAUAAUUGUUGUUAUUUAAUAGGGGAGAUAUCUUCAUGAGCCGUUUUUGGUUUCUAACCCCUCUUUCCUGUAUUUUCUAUACAUGUAUAUGCAAAUAAACUAAACUAAUUACAAGCAUGUCGUGAUGUGGUGACACAUCACAACUUGCUUCGUACAUUUUAAUUCCAGUUAAAUCCUGUUGAUGAAGACAGCGUUAUCAUGUUACAUAUAUAUUUUCAUACAGUAUGUGUUUCUUUUAGCAUUAAGAUGUUACUGUUUUAAACAUAAUCAAAGUUUAAAUUGUUUUAAUUUGUUGUAUAUUUGGUGUGUGUGUCUGUGGAUUAGUAUGAUGGCAAGGUGAAUGGAGGUACUGAUAUGUGUUAGACCUCUCUAUCUUGUGAUGUUUUCUCAUGUUACAAGUAUAAAAAAUGUUGAUAAGAGACAAAGAUUAUUUCUUUUUUGGAAGUGUGGACUGUACAAAGCAGGCUGCAAAUCAAAUUAUAUGCUGUUUUUUUAUAUUUGGUGUAUGCGCAAAGUAAACAAUGUUCAUUGAAUAACUAUCUGAAAUAUUGUGUUCCAGCAAAUAUCACGAGAAGAGCAAACAUUAGAAAAUAUUUUCUUUACUGUAAAAU